Molecule: messenger RNA, 1424 nt
Organism: Lasiosphaeria miniovina
Lineage: Eukaryota; Fungi; Ascomycota; Sordariomycetes; Sordariales; Lasiosphaeriaceae
Product: putative NAD(P)-binding-domain-containing protein
Exons: 2
Coding region: 332-1114 (260 amino acids)
Biological process (GO): siroheme biosynthetic process
Molecular function (GO): precorrin-2 dehydrogenase activity; protoporphyrin ferrochelatase activity
Source: RefSeq, a predicted model, not a curated record
CGCAGCAAGGUCGAAGGCAAUUGCGUUGAAUUGCGUCUUUUUGAGGAGCGUGCGUAGUCCGUGUACAGAAUACGUGCUGUAUGCAUUGCGUACGCACUGAUUUAUAAUGGAGUAACGAACCCGGACAGGUCCCAGUUUAAGGUUGGUUAUCGUUAUCGCCCUCCAGGAAAAAGAAAGCUGAAGCGAGGGCACCCAUCCAAUACCAUCAUUUUCUUUUAGGUCAUCCCAGCUCCAGCCUCUCGUGCAGUUCCUCCCCCAAUCGAAAUGAUUCACCUGCAACCUUCGCGGCAACCGAGCCAUUCCAGCUUGACAACCGCCGGCGACACGAGCCAUGGCUGAGACACAAACGAAGUUUCCCGAGGUGCAAGGCGGCGGGAGCUUGAUCGUCGCCUGGCAGGUCAAAGGCAAGAGGGUUCUCGUCGUGGGCGGGGGCGAAGUUGCCGCCGGCCGCAUCCUCAACUGCCUCAAUGCCGACGCCCUCGUGACCGUCGUCGGCCCGGCCUCGGGCCUCAACCCCGAGGUCGCGCACCGCGUCGCGCAGAAGCAGGUCGCCCACAUCGACCGCAAGUUCGAGCCGUCGGACCUCGACGGCGCCGACAUGGUGCUAGUGGCGGUUGACGACCCACAGGCGUCGACGGCCAUCUGGAAGCUGUGCAAGGAGCGGCGCAUCCCCGCCAACAUCGCCGACGUGCCGCCCGAGUGCGACUUCUACUUUGGCAGCGUGCACCGCGACGGCCCGCUGCAGAUCAUGGUCAGCACCAACGGCAAGGGCCCGCGGCUGGCCAGCACCAUCCGCAAGUUCAUCGCGAGACAGCUGCCGGGGGACGCCGGCCGCGCCAUCGAGACGGUCGGCCAGCUGCGCGUCAAGCUGCGGCAGCUGGCGCCGCGCUCCGAGGACGGGCCGCGGCGCAUGGCCUGGAUGACGCAGGUCAGUGACGCCUACACCUUCGACGAGAUGUGCGGCCUGACCGAAGAGGACAUGCACAACCUGCUGCGCUACUACCCUUCGGGCCGGGUGCCGUCGCUGGACGUGCUCAAGGCGAUGCGUGGUAACGCAGACGUGGUCCGCCUGGACGUGUUUGACGGGUCGUUUGGGUUUAGUGUCGGUGCUUGAACACCUACCUAGGCACCUUUUAAAUGUGAUUUGGGCGUUGGGCAGCAUUCGACGGAUUGAUACCAUGGGCCGACAGAUUGCAUACACACUACAGAGUGUAGAGAAUUACCGCGCUAGUAAAAACCGAGGCAUAUAAUACAAAACACUUGUAACAUACCAUCCUAGCUCUCUCUCGGGCUCGCAGUCAUUGUAUGGACGUGUUACGCGUUUACCACUGGGUUGCAACUCCAAUGUUCUUCUAUCCACGCCAAGGUAUGAUGUGAGCUAGAUGUGUUUUAUGUAAACAGAGAAGUCAACGACUUUCAUUCAA